AUGUCACUUCAAAACAUACUAAAUUCUAUUAUCAGCGAAUUUGAUUCUCUAUCUUCGCUUCAAUCACAGUUUUUUUCAUAUGACAGAGAUUUGUCCAAAUUGAUUUCGAAUUGCAGAAUAGAUAUCACACAUAAAAAUAAUUAUCGCGACACUUAUCGGACAGAAUUAAAUGAUUUGGUUUGUAAACUCAAAAAUAUUAACAUUUGCCAUAUUAACAGUGAGUUACUGAGUGACAUAUUCAAAUUUACCAGGUAUAUAUCAUUAGAUCUCGAUGCAAUUAGAAUUUCAAUGAGAUAUCUCCCUCAAUUGACGAGAUUCCACAUCAAAAAUCUAAUUUUAGGGGCAAUUAAAGCUAUGAACUCUGAUGACUUUACAAAUUCUAAAUUGGAAGAUUUAGAAUUUAUGAGCUAUUCCAUCUUGAUAAACUAUGCAAUAGUAUCAAUAUAUCUAUAUGAUGAUAUAUAUAUUAGCAAAUGUUGCAGAUAUUACUUACAUACAAUUGGAAAUAACCUGAUCAACAUCAUAGCCAAUGACAUUUGCAAUAAGUUAACUGAAAAUUGUGCCAUUGAUGAUAAGAUUAACUCAUUACAAAACGAUUUCAUCAUUAUACAAGCAAUAACUCCUCAUUGGUCAAAACAGUCGCUUUUAGCGGAUGUACUUAAGUUACAAUCAGAUGACAUCAUUAAAAUAAUUGAGUAUGCACUAGAAAUGAAUUCGAUUGAUCUACCAAAGAUAUAUAUUGACAAAUACUCCACAAGAUACGAUUAUGAGCUAACAAAUUUGUUUGUAACAAAUGGGCUAAUUGGUUUGGCAAAAAUUGAUAAUUGCAUCCACCUAAUACCUCAAGCAAUAAAUUCGACUAUAUCUAAUGGGGGAUUUGUAGAGACUGAUACGGCAAAGUAUGUAAUAACUUGUAUGAGUAGGUUUAUUCGUAUGGGAAAAAAUUGUCUAUUAUUGUAUGGAAAUCCUGGUAAUGGCACUACAACUUAUAUCAAUCAACUAUCACGAUUGUUACAUAUAGAUGAUGACCCUAUAACAUUAUAUCUAGAUGAUACUGCAGACUAUCAAUCUCUUAUUUGCAAUUGGAAUACUUCAACUAGUGUAGGAUUAUUCCAGUUUGAUUAUGGACUUUUUACUAAGGCUAUUACUGAGGGAAAAUGGGUUGUGGUUGAGAAUGUGGAUAAAUGUUCAGAUGAUGUAAGGAUGCUCCUUAAAGAAGUUAUACAGUCUGGUAAGUUGUAUAUAAAGGAGUUGGAUAAGACUUUGUAUGUUCAUCCUAAUUUUUUUAUUUUUGCCACCUGUAAAAUUGAAGAUAUUAACCAUUUUGACAGCUAUAAUAAUCAAAUGGAACCUUUAAAGUCGCCAGAUAUCUCUUUUACAUCUUUCUGGCCCAAGUUAUAUAUACCUCCAAUAACAACAAGUGAUUUGGACACAAUUAUCACUAUAAAAUACCCUCAAAUAUUGCCUAUUAAAGAUGCGCUGAUUGCUGCAUUUUUUGGCACUAUUGAACUCAUCAGAUCAAUUGAAAUAGAAAAAGUACCUAGACCAUCAGAUUUACUGAAAAUUUGCAAAAGAAUUGCAAAUUUAACCGUACAUAAUGAUUUUAUUGAUAGACCAAUUUAUCGCCUAGAGGGUUACUUAUCAGAAUCCACAAGGGAAAUGAUUUUGUUGGCUGCUGAAGGGGUCCUAUUCUGCUUCAUCGGGGAGAAACACAAAAGGCUUCAAAUUGCCUAUAAAUGGGCCUCUUAUUUCCAAUUAAAUGAGGCACAGACUGAAUACUUUAUCACUAAAUCUAGGUAUAAUCUAUCUGAUGCCUGUAUUAGUAAUAUUUCCGAUAAAAAUUGCAAGUAUAGUCUGACCAAUACCCACUCUAGAGUGUUGAGACAGAUGAUCGAGUGCCUAAUAGCAAAUGAACCAAUUUUGCUCAUUGGUGAUACUGGCGUUGGAAAAACAACUGCAGUACAAACGCUAUCUCAUAUUGCAAAUAAGCCACUUCGGGUUUACGUGUUUAGCGAUCAAUCGGAGGCCUGUGAUCUUGUUGGUUCAUUUUGCCCACAAGGUCUUAAAUACAAAUUUACACAACUGCUACGUAAAAUUUGUUACGCCGUAUCAGUCACUUGUAACAACGAUAAUAUCGCCACAAAUUUCAUAGAAAGGCUAAAUUGUAUGGUCAGAAACUCUUUAUAUAACGAUUUCAUAACCACAAUGUCACAUUUUGUCUCUAAUGCCAGCAAAUUUGAUAUUUGGAAGGAUAUUUCUGUGGAACUCAGAAUAUUGGCCAGGGAAAUCAAAUAUAACCAGCGUACUAGUAUUGUUGUUGGAGAUUUGCCCAAAUUACUCCAACAAUUAAAUUUGUCAGCCACCAACAGCAUCAUUUAUGAUAUUGACGACGCUGAACCUGUGUCAUUUAAGUUCCAAGAUGGUAUACUUACUCAAUGUAUCAGGAAUGGCGAAUGGAUAUUAUUGGAUGAAUUAAAUUUGGCACCCAGUCACUUAUUGCAGCGUCUAGUUGGAAUUAUUAAAUGCGACAACAUGUGCAAAUACUUUGACUUAUUUGAAAAUUCUGAAAGAAUACCCAUACAUCCAGAAUUCAAGCUUUUUGCAUGUUUAAACCCUUCAAAGGUUAUCAGUGGUGACAUUUUUGAGUAUUCUGGUAAGAAGGAUUUGGCGCCCAGUAUUAAACGAUUAUUUACUGAAAUAUAUCUGGAUGAACUCACAGAUUCAGAUGAUUUAUGCGCUAUAAUGACCACUUAUUUUCCUGAUAAGCAAAAAUAUCACGUAAACAUUAUAAAUUUUUACUUGCAAUUAUUGGAGAUGGCAAAAAAAUCACAAUUAAUUUGUGCAGACAUGAGAUCAUCCCCUGUUUAUUCGUUGCGAAAUUUGUCAAGGACUUUAACAUAUACAAAGAAUUUUUUGGAUAAAAACAAGUCAAGUAAUUUCUUAGAUGCGCUAAGAAAUGGAUUUUUAUCAUGUUUUGGCUCUUCACUAUCGCAGAAAUCAGAAUUUCUAAUUUGUCAAUUAUUUGACAAAUUAUUCAUUCACAAUCCAACAAAUCUUGUUGAAAAUAUGCUGAAUUUGACUAGCAGUGAAGAAUUUAUUGUUACUAAUACAGUAAAAACAAAUCUCAUAAAAAUAUCUCGGGUGCUAGAGGGUUUAACAGUUCCAAUAUUACUAGAGGGUCCCACAUCUGUUGGAAAAACCAAUCUCAUAAAGUAUCUAGCACAACAAUUUAAUCGAGAGUUUGUGCGAAUUAAUAAUCAUGAGAAUACUGACUUGCAAGAGUAUUUAGGGUCAUUUUCAUUCAAUCAGGUGGAUAAUCAAAUUGUGUUUAAUGAAGGAGUACUGGUUCAAGCUGCCAGAAAUGGGCAUUGGUUAUUGUUAGAUGAGUUGAAUCUAGCACCUAGUGAAGUAUUAGAGGCGCUAAAUCGUAUUUUGGAUGACAACAGGGAGAUAAUAAUUACAGAAACAAACACUACAAUAACUCCACAUCCGAAUUUUGUGAUUUUUGCAACACAAAACCCAGCAAAUUCCAUUUACGGUGGGAGAAAACAAUUUAGCCGUGCACUAAAAAAUAGGUUCAUUCACUUUAACAUAUCAGAACUUCCAUUUUGUGAGUGGGAGGAGAUCAUACACCAACGAUUCAAAUUACCAAAGUCGCGAGCAUCUGCAAUUGUAAAUAUAUACAAGGAUAUGUAUUAUUACGCACCCCCCGCAAUGGCAUUUUUGGGCUCAACAACACUCGUCACAACUAGAGAUAUCGUUAAAUGGUGCAAUAGAUCACCCGUGGAUGAUGUGGAUUUGGUAAAUAUUGGCUGGUUUUUGAUGGGUGAGAGACAGCGCACCCGUGACAGCAGAGAUGCAUUUUCUAAUAUAUUUAAUAAGCAUUUUCCACUGGUAAAAGUUUCUACGAAUUAUCUAUUAUCAGGAUUUAUUCAAAAUGUAACUGCUAUAUGCCCUGAAUAUAUUAUCAACGAGUCAUCAGCCAGACUAAUAACCCUGAUCCACAAUGGAUUAAGGGCGAAAGAGCCUAUAUUGCUUAUAGGUGAAACUGGUACAGGUAAAACUACUUGUUGUCAAGUUAUAGCCAAAGUACUUGGUUUGGAUAUCACGAUUGUCAAUUUACAUUUGCAUACCGAUGCGAGUGAUUUGAUUGGUUCCAUAAAACCCACAAAAAUAUCACUCAAAAGUUACAAAAGCAAAUUGCACAGACUAAUUUCACUACUUUAUGACUAUGGAAAGUAUUUUAUAGAUUCAGACCAAUUGUCAUUGGUAAUAUCUGAGCAAAUAAGGGAUUGUGUUGAAUAUCUUGGGAGCUUUAGUAAUGUGCCAUCGCUGGAUGAGUACAAUACAUUUAAGCAGGUGAUAAUGAACAUUAUUAGUUCUACUGUUGAUUACGUAAAGCCUGCAAAAAAACCAUGCAAAAACACAUGUUCAUACAUUAAGCAGUUGCUGAACGAAUUAUGUCCUUUGGAUAAAUUUGAAUGGAAAGAUGGGCCAGUAGUGGAGACAAUGAGGAAAGGUGGUAUUUUGGUACUGGAUGAAAUUUCUCUUGCAGAGGAUGCAGUAUUAGAAAAAUUAAAUCCAGUCCUUGAAGGCGGGGUUGUAUCACUUACAUUAACGGACAAGAACUCUAGUACAAUUGAAACUGUAGUUGCCCAUGAAAAAUUCUUUAUAAUUGCCACGAUGAACCCUGGAAAUGAUUUCGGUAAAAGGGAAUUGUCUCCAGCAUUGUCAAAUCGAUUUACUCAAAUUUGGGUGCCACAGCCAAAAAUAGAUAGUCCAGAAUUUAACCAAUUUCUAAACAACCUAAUCAAAACAGAUGUGAAGAAUAUUAAAGCUCAACGUCUGUCAGAUUUGUUACAGGAAAUUUUGAUUGGAUUGUAUAAGUUUGAAAUUAAGCCAUCAAUAAGGGAUAUCAAAUUGUUGAUUGAUUAUUUAACAUCAGCAACUAGUAAUGGAGUUACAAUUUCAAAUGCUUUGGUUGACGGAUUUAAAAUAUUAUUCAUUUAUCCUUUAUCUGAAUCUGUUAGUGUUACAGUGGAAGAUUUUAUAUUUGGCAUUUUGUCUGGUUAUUUUCCAGAACUUACACUGGAGAAUAAUCUAAGUUUAACUUCAAGUUUUGAUUUAGAUAAAUCACGAAUAUUAGUCAACAAAAUCCAAAUGGCAAUAUCCUUUUCAAGGUUUAUACUUCUUGAGGGCCCUGCUGGCGUUGGCAAAACUAGUGCUGUCUCUACACUUUCUAAAAUGCGUUCGAAGAGAUUGAUCAAAAUAAACAUUUCCCAGCAAACUGAAUUAAUGGACCUUGUGGGUACAUUUGUGCCCUCAAAUAGUGCUAGCAUGUCUUCCAAUUUUAGUUGGAAGGAUGGUCCUAUUGUUGAGGCUAUGAAAAAUGGAGAUUGGGUUUUGCUAGAUGAAAUUAAUUUAGCUUCACAACCAGUUUUGGAGGGUUUAAAUUCAUUAUUGGACCAUCGUCGUGAGAUUUAUUUAGCAGAAAUUGAUCAGAUAGUCAAUUGUCAUCCACAUUUUUUUUUAUUUGCCUCACAAAACUCCGCUUACGAUGGUGGAGGUAGGAAGUUUUUGCCCAAAUCAUUUUUGAAUCGUUUUACAGUUAUAAGAUGUAACACCCUAGAUCAUGCUACUUGUAAUUCAAUUAUAAGGAAGUUAUAUCCGACUUUAGACCCAAGUGUUAUAACUUUGGUUACCGAAAUAAUUUACGAAUUAGAUGUCAAAUUUGCUGGUUUGGGGUACUAUUUUAACCUAAGAGAUGCUAUAAGAUUGUGCAAUUGCUUAAAUAGUGACAGCCCGAAGAAAAUUGAUGUAUACAGUUGCUUAUUGUCGCGUUUUAAGCGUAAAAAUGAGUUUUUACAGGCAAGUGAAAUUGUGUAUAAAAAGAUUAGCAUAUUAUCAUUCCAAAACCCAGCUAAAUCUAUUAUCGAAACUGCCAACCUGCUUUGCAAUCAACAUCAUUUAUUGGAAUUGUUGUAUAAUUACGUCAGCUCACCUAUACCUGUGGUGAUUACUGGGCCUGACCAGUCUGGAAAAUCAACUGUUGUUAGAGAAUUGGCAAGGCUGGUAGGGACUAAACUGGUCGAAAUUCCAAUCUUCCCGGAUACCGACGCCUAUGAUUUACUAGGGUCAUUUGAGCAGAUUUCAAGCGCUAGAUAUUUGAGUAAGUUUCACCAACUGGUGUCAUUGCAGCGCAAUUUGUUACAGAAAGACUAUAUCAAGUUGCUACUCAGCGAUACACAAGAGCUGGCGACCCAAAGUGUAGAAAUUGACAAUAUUUUUGCGCGACAUACAUUACCGAAUGAGCUAGUAUCUGCAUGGGAGAAUGUGAAAUCACUAAGUAACGGCGUCAAUCCACAAUUUAGGUGGAUUGACGGAGUACUUGUUGACGCCAUUGCCAACGGCCAUUGGGUACUACUUAAACGAGUAGAUCUGGCCCAACCUGCGAUAAUUGAUAGAUUAAAUUCGUUAUUGGAAGUAGAUACGGCUUAUGGAGUUUCAGGUACUGAUGGUGAAAAUUUUAUUUUAUUUGAGUGCGGAUACUUUAGGGAAAUACCCAUAAAGCGCGCAAAUGCCGCCAAUGGCGGCAAGGGAUUUAAGGUUUUUAUGACAAAUUCUUAUCAGUCAAACCUGUCAAAACCUAUACUAAAUCGCUGCCUCCAAAUAAACAUCUUGCCCUUUGACAACAUCAGCACAAGUACAUUUGUCACUCCAUACAUGCAGUUUAUUAGCAAUAUUUUAAAAGUUCAAUUAUCAAAUCACUGUGAAAUCAACAUAAUUAAUUCGCUAAAGAUGUUAGUCAGACAAUUUACUUUGGAUUGUUUCAAAGAGUUGAUAAUUAUUUCAACAGUAUUCGCAGUUUUGAGUGAUGUUACAGAAUCAUUUGAUUUACCAAAGCUGCUAUUCUGGGCUAGAUUAUUUCACAUGCAUUGCUAUGAUCUAGGUGAAUAUAAUUCCCCAGCAAAUUCCCCGAAAUCCGCACUAAAAAAUUCAUUUGAUAUAGUGUUCACCAGCAAGUGUGAGUUUAAUUGGCUGCUGGAAAAACUUCAAUUGCUGGAAAUUGAAAUUGACAACUAUGAUUUGGUCAGAUACGUAAAAUAUUUACUUGAAGAGGGUAUGGACGUGAAUCAGCAUUCGUAUAUCAAGUAUUUGGUGGUGACAAAGGCCCCGCUUAACCGUCUGUAUUCAUCACUAAGUGUAAUGGCAGAUACUCUAGGUAUACAAUCCAUCGACUCACUGGGUAUAAGCUCACUAAAUACUAGUGAAUUGAUUGCAAAUUCCACAGCUGUGCCACAAGUGGAUCUCUUCUUCGCUCUUUAUGGUAUUUCAAUACCAAAAUCCCAUACGCCAGAUUCUAUGGCCCGCUUCGCACUACUAGAUAAACACUCAGAUAAUCUGUUGUUGGACGUAAAUUAUAAAGUGAAUGUAACAGCCAUUAAAGAUUUAAAUUGGAGUUUUUUAUACCACAUGCACCCAUCUCACCUAGUUCUAAGGCUAUUUACUUGCGGAAUGGACACACAGCUGAGUCACUAUAGGAAUUGCGAAAUAACAAUGGAAAUAUAUUCAAAAAUUUAUUCUUGUAUAGUCAAUAGACUAAACUUGCUAACCUACGAUGAAGCUGCCAUAUCUUCUGUGGUAAAACUGGAAAAUUCUGCAUUUGAAAUGGUGAAAAAGUUACACAUUGACAGAUCAAUUGCUCUUGAAUCACAGAUUAUAUCAAGAAAUGUGUUACUUUCAUGCGCAAGUAAAAGGUUACUAAUUGACAUUGGUCUCAAUUUAACCACCAACAACACUUUUCCAUUCAUCUUGGAAAUGGCUAAAAAAUUAUCUUCAAAUGUUGAUAUAGAUCUUUUGGCAUCAGUGGCGCUAGUUAAUGUCCUAAAAUCAACAGGUUCAAAUACUACCAAUAUAACUGGCAACGUCAAUAACAAAGUAGCAAAAUUUCCUAAAAUUGUAGGUUUGAGGGAAUUUUGCGAGGUUUUACAGCAAGAAACCAUAGAAAAUCAAGUUAACAGCAGUGUGGCUGUGAAAACUGAGUUGUACCUACUGCUUUUAAAAAAUGCGCUGAAAUUUGACACGGCCAAAGUAAAUGUAGAUGAAUUUAUUAUUUCAAACGACCAAACAUCAACAAAAGAUAUUUAUCAACUGAUAUAUAAUACGCCAUACGAGUACUUUGAGAGGAUUCAACUGCCUGAUCAAAUUAUUAAAGUCUUCAAAGAGUCCCUAGGAAUCCACUUCUCUAUCCUCGGUGACAAUCCAUGGAUAAAUUUUGGUUACAAUAUACUAUCAAAUGAAUUUAUGGAAUUAAUUGAAACUGAGACUUUGUAUGACAUGAAGAUAAGUGAUUUUCUUGCUGAGCUUAAGCUUUGGGAAAACAGAUCUAGAGAAUUCAUUUCUGCCCAAUCUGACUUGGCGAUAUUAUCUAACCCAUAUAAUGUAAAUGACCACCUAUAUGAUACUUCCAUCCUAUUGCAAUAUAAGUUUAAAUUGUAUAAAUUUGCAUGUUUGAAAAUUUUUCCACGGGAACUGGGUGAAUUUUUUCAAUUGAGUGAAUAUAACGCUAUGGACAAAUCAGGGCUUGAUAACCUAAUAACAGUUACCAAACAAUUCGUGGCAACAUUUUUCAAUGAAAAAGUCAUAUGCGAUAUAAUUUCAAAAUCACUACUAUCUGAUGCGGUUAAUAUAGCAAAUCACACAAUUGAAUUUCUGAGUGACCUUGAGUUGAGAAAUCCCUUUGCUAUAAAAUUUAUCAAGCCAAUACAAAUAGCAUUAUACAGCAUAGCAUAUGGAAUUUUAUCUCAGGUGUCACUUGGUACCAUUAAUAGUUAUAUUCUAAAUCCGUGUACGAUUGUUUAUCCUUUCAGCUUUAAUGUCACAAAAUCUUUGUUGGAUCUCAUUAGUAGCAAUUAUUGUAAUUAUACGGGACAAAUUUCCCAAAAUAAGUUGUUGCUUCUCAUAUUAAAGUGGAGCAUCAUUAAUAAUAAUUACGAUGAAAUUUUACCUAUCCUGAAAAAGAUUUCUGAUUCAAUCAUGGCAGUAGAACCAGCUGAAUAUAUCUACAAGGCUACCAACUUACAAAAGGCAAUUGAAUAUCAAGUACAAAACGAUAGCAUCGAUAGUAAUGCUUCCAUUGACGAGUUUUGCAGUUUGUUAUUUCCAUUACCCAUUGAAAUACGCUCUUUCCUUGGUAUUGACCAUAAAAUAUAUAACUGCACUGUAGAACCUUGUGAAACUGACAACUGGCAGAUUUGGGAGGCAGUUGGCUCGAGUAUGAAAACCAAAAUUUGUGAAUUAAUCAAAGAUACUUAUAAAUUAUCCACAGAAUAUAAGCUAGGCCUAUUUAAAGACUUUUCCCAGUGGAUAUGUCGACUGCUAAACUUAAUCCCUAACAAAACUCAACCUGGAAUAUUACUUUAUUAUCAAGCAUUAAAUCUUGUUCUAGAUACAGUCAAUUCAUGUAAACUUGAUGCCUAUCAAUCAGAUAUUUUUCUAGACAAUCUAAUAUCCCAGGUCAAAAAAAUGCUUUCAAUAAAGCCAACCUUGCUAACACUCAAUACAAUGGUAUCCCUGCUAGAAACCGUAAAAUCGUCUCUUGAACAAUGGAACAAAAGUUUGAGUGCACAAAUGACAGAUCCAAAACAAAGAACGGAUAACGUGCUUUAUUUUGACAUACCAGAAUUUGAAAGAAUUUCACUGAAGUUGCUUGCAGAGUUUAUAACAUCCUGGGAAUUUUUACCAAAUGAAAAGCUAGGCGAAAUGUCAAUCAAUGCCUACAAGGACAUACCCAUUUUACUACAACUAACAACACAAUUUGACGACUGCAUAGACAUUUCAUACAUAAUUGGAGAUAUAGAUAAGUUUCUAACCUGCCCCCUAUAUGAGUAUGAGAUGAGAUUGCAAAUCCUGCAACUCUUUGCCAAAAUCGCUCCAAACCCCCUAUCGAAGAUAUUUUCCAACACUUACAUAAUUCACUCAAACUCCCGUGUACCAGCUGAUUGUAACGAUUAUUUAAAGUCCGCCAAGAUCAAGUUGUUGCAGGUCAUUUCCGAGGGAACCAGGAAGAUUGAUAAGGCACAGAUCCACAAAUUGAAGCGAUCAGCCGCUAAAAUAAUGCACCAGUACAUUAAAGAUAUAAGCGCAAGUACAAAUAACCAGAAUUUUGAAAAUUUAAUCAUAUGCCCUGCUCUUGUAGACAUGGUCAAAUUAAAUAACUUUUCUUCUGGAAAUGUGGAGAUGUACGAAUACAUUGAUGAAUCCAUAAGCACAGGCAAUAAAGCUACACUUGAAAGGUGUCUAAAAGAUGUAAAACAAUUUUCAACCACUCUAAAUUUGACAAAAAGUAGAGGCUAUAACUACCAUGAAUCCCUCUGCAUUCUUGACACUGACUGGCAAAUUUACCACAUUCAUAGGGACUGCCAGAGGCAGCUUAUUCAACUGCAGCGACUGAUCCAUGGGCUUGAUGACUUGCUGCUACUACAAUUGAUAUGUCACUCGCAAAAGAGUGUAAUUUCAUCUUUUGAGCAGUCGCUCAACGAUUAUUUCGUGGGUAAAUAUCCAUGGGAUAAUUUUACCAGUCUAUAUCACGCAUUCACAUCGCUAUUGAGGGGAUUGGAGGUGUUGAACCAAAUAUAUAACAAAAUUUGGAAGCUAUUUAAUACAUUUAAUGAGUUUUAUAACUCUAUUAGCAAAUCCAUCGAGGUUGUGAUGGUAUCCAAUUGCAAUUGGUUGGACAAGACCCAAUGGGCGGUGAAUGACAUAUACCAGAAUUUGACCCAAUUAAUCGGUUUGGCGCAGAUAGAACUUGAAAGAAUUUACCUAAAUGUUGGCAAUAGAAAUAUCAAGCAAACAGUAAAAGUGCUGUUGCAGAUAGCUACAUCUGCCAUGAGUGACAUAAAAUCAGACAAAAACACCAUAAAUGAUGUUAUUAAAUCAGACAAAAACACCAUAAAUGAUGACGUAGGCGAGACAAUAUCAUCGGUGCUGCUAACGGUAAAAUACUACGAGAUGAUUAAAAAGAUAAUGCAAUUAAACGAACAGGCUAGGCUGAGAGAAAGUCAAAGUAAACAGGCAGACGAUAUGGAUGAGUGGAUCGCUGGAACUGGCCUAGCCAACGCUGAAACUGGAGAUGGCCAAACAAACAAUUUAGAACAACAAUUCGACGAAAAUUCUGUGGAUUAUGCCAAAGAUUCGAUUGAUAUGCAACAAAACGAUACGGAAUGCAAUGGAAAUGACAGAGGCGAGUUCAAUGACGGGGUUUCCGAUGAUGAACUGAAUUAUGACAGCCGUACAAAUGUCAGUCCAAAUGAUUUGGAAUUAUCAUCAGGAGAUGAAAAAUAUCACGAAGGAAUUCAAAUUGCUGAGAAAUUGGAUGCGCCUGCUGAUUCUAAUGAUGAUUCAGUGCAGGAAUUGGACAUUGGAUCGGCUACUCCAUCGGAUCAGUUCCCAACUAAAGAUGAUUUUGAAGAUGGAGAUACUGAUGCUGACGUUGUAAAUCCUCAAGAAUAUAUGGAGCACAGUGGAUGCAGUGAGGAUGAAAAGGAUUCUCAUAGUGAAAUAGAUGAUGGAUGCAGUGAGGAUGAAAAGGAUUCUCAUAGUGAAAUAGAUGAUGGAUGCAAUGAGUUUGAAAAGGAUACUCAUAGUGAAAUAGACAUGGGUGGGAACAGUUCGACAGAGGAAUUGGAGGAAUUUUGUCACCUAGACGAUAAAAAUGGCGAUCCGUGCGAUGAAAACAUUUGUGACGACAAAAGUAAAGAGAGGGAACUUUCUGAUAUGAACAUAACUCAAUCAGUGCCUGAUAAAGAUGGUUUGGACCUUACUAGCGAAGGCAUUAUCUCACACCUAGACGUCAAUUAUGAAAAAGGGAAUUCAUCUGCGAUUGGACAAACUAGCGUUGUAUUAGGUUAUGGAGAGUCAACGCCAGCCAAUGAUUACGAAGGCACAAACAUCUCUCAAUUGAACAUUAAAAAUAUGCAAGUAGACCAUUCCAUAGAUAACCCCGCACAAAAACUAAAUGAUGCCAGUGGCAUUGACAUGACAGAUAUCACAGAUGAUUGGAUUAACGCUGAAUACGGGGUAGAAUAUAAAAUAAAUUUCCCCCUAAAAAAACACGACAGCCUAUCGCAGCCAAACAUGCAAAUGAAUAGGUUUCAGGGAUUAUGUGUUACCAAUGGCUAUGAAGUCUGGAAACAAUUGCAGCAACAGACAAUUUCCACAUCUAUUGCAUUGGGGGAACAGUUAAAACGAAUUCUAGAACCAACAAUUAAGGGGCGAUUCCAGGGCUAUUAUAAGAGCGGUAAAAGAUUGUGCAUGCGUAAAGUGAUGUUAUUUAUCGCUUCUGGAUACAAAAAGGAUAAGAUCUGGAUGAGACGCACCAAAUUGACAAAAUUUGGGCACUAUAUCAUGUUAGCACUGGAUAAUAGCGCUAGUAUGCUCCAAGGAGGGGGGGGGCAAUUGCUGGUAAACGUGGCAUUAGAGUCUUUUGCCCUAAUAACUCAAGCACUAAACAGGAUUGAUAUUGACAACAUAUGCAUUUAUAGCUUUGGAAGCGGUGAGCCAAGGGAGUUACUACCAAUGAAUCAGAAGAUUUCUGGCGAUUUAGGAGGGAAACUGGUUGAAAACUUUACUUUUGACGAAAGCAGUGAUGAUUCGCAUCAAAAGGGGUUGGCAAAUAUGCUGCUAGAGGCGCAUCAAGUGUUUUCCAAAAUCAAUGAUAAUGCCAAAAAAAUCAUAUUCAUAAUCACAGAUGGAAAGUUUAACAAGAAGAUGGUAUCUCCUAUAGUGGAACGCCUAAUCAAAUCUGGGCUAAUCCCCGUCCUGCUAAUCAUCGACCGUGGACCCAAUGACCCAUUGUCGAUGGUUAAUAUGAAACAGGUUAUACAAGACGGCAAAAACAUCAAAAUAGAGUCGUUUUUCCACAACUUCCCCUUUCCGCUGUAUGCAAUAAUACAUAACGUCGACGCCCUGCCCAGUGUACUUUGUGACUUGAUAAGGCAUUGGUUCAACAAUUAA
Messenger RNA from Babesia microti strain RI, 13014 nucleotides. RefSeq names its product MDN1, REA1, midasin. The transcript has 8 exons. Lineage: Eukaryota; Apicomplexa; Aconoidasida; Piroplasmida; Babesiidae. Gene Ontology annotation, cellular component: nucleus; preribosome, large subunit precursor. The coding region runs from base 1 to 13014 and encodes 4337 amino acids. The record is from RefSeq and is a predicted model, not a curated record. Gene Ontology annotation, biological process: rRNA processing; ribosomal large subunit assembly. Gene Ontology annotation, molecular function: ATP binding; ATP hydrolysis activity.